AUGAAGUCCAGCGAGCAGGGAACUUCAGCCGAUGGCUGCCUUCUUGACAAAGCGGCAGAGGCCGCAUCCACCACAUACGUGCCCAUUGCAGUGUGUGGCAUGGCCCUGCGUGUUCCUGGCGGCGUUCGACAUCCCAACGAGCUGUGGGACAUGUUGACCAGCAAAGGCGAGGGCCGAAACGUGAUCCCUUCAGACCGCUUCAGUGUGGAAGGCUACUACUCGGAGCACCAGCCCAAGCAAGGGACUAUCAAUUUCAAGCAUGGUUAUUUCCUGGAGGACGGUCUGCAACACUUUGAUGCCAGUUUUUUCUCGAUGUCUCGCCGAGAGGUCGAGCGGCUGGAUCCACAGCAGCGCUUAUUGCUGGAAGUGGUUCAUGAGUGUAUGGAGUCAGCUGGCGAGGUUGGGUGGCGCGGGAAGAAUAUCGGCUGCAUGGUAGGGAGUUUCGGUCAAGACUGGUCGGAGCUGUCACAGAGCGACAAGCUUGCAAGUGGUCUCUACACCAUCACAGGCCAAGGCGACUUCCUACUGGCGAACAGAGUGUCGUUUGAAUACGAUCUCAAAGGCCCAAGCCUCACAGUCAAGACAGCGUGUUCGUCUGCUGCUAUUGCAUUCCAUCUGGCUUGCACCGCUCUGGCUCGGGGAGAGUGCGAAGGGGUCAUUGUCGGCGGCACAAGCGUCUUUACUGCCCCAGGUGCUUCGGUAGCGAUGACGGAGCAGGGUCUCGUAUCGCCCGAGGGCCGCAGCAAACCCUUUGACGCUUCAGCAGAUGGGUACGCACGUGCCGAAGCUGUCAAUUCUGUCUACCUGAAGAGACUUGAUGAUGCUCUGAGAGAUGGUACGCCGGUGAGAGCAGUUGUCAGAGGCAGCGCACUCAAUAGUGAUGGCAAAAGCGCCAGUCUUGCAAGCCCGAGCGCCGAGGCACAUGAGCUGCUUAUCCGCAAAGCGUACGCGGCUGCUGGCCUGGAGGAGGCUGAUGCUCCGUACGUCGAAUGCCACGGAACAGGGACAAAGGUCGGAGACCCUCUUGAGACAGCCGCCAUUUCAAGCGUAUUUGGCAACAGGGGCACAUAUUUGGGCUCGGAGCCCACACCCUGGCCUAAAGAUCGUCCCGAAAGGGCGAGCAUUAAUUCCUUCGGUCUGGGUGGAGCGAACGCGCAUGUCAUCCUUGACUCUGCUUCCUCGUUUACGAGGCCUUCUAAUAAAUCCGAUGGAUACAGCAAUGGCAGGACCAACGGGCACAGAGCGACAGUUGCCAUCCAGAAUACUUCAUGCGACGCCAACCUACUUGUUCUAUCCGCCAACAGGCCAGAAUCACUAGAGAAGAUGGUACAGAAUAUCCGGAAAUAUGCCGAGGAUCAUUCAGGCUCAGUUUCCGACCUCGCUAAGAAUAGAUCAGACCAGAUGAACUUUCCCAGUGUCAAGACGGCAUCGCCUUCUCCUGUGUCUUUUGUCUUCACAGGACAGGGGGCCCAGUGGCCACAGAUGGGCAAGGCGCUCUUUACGGAGUACCUUACUUUCGCCAAUAGGAUCGAUGAUCUUGACAUUGUCCUUGAAAAGAUUCAGUCCCAAGGUUCUAAAUGGAGCAUGAGAGAGCGAAUCUUUGCGCCUGCUUCAGAAAGCCGCAUUGACGAGGCGGAAUUCUCUCAGCCUGUGUGCACAGCCGUCCAGAUCGGUCUUGUCGACCUAUGGCGCGAAUUCGGCGUGGUGCCAGACAGCGUAGUCGGCCACUCCAGCGGUGAAAUAGCUGCAGCAUACGCGGCAGGUGCAAUAUCCGCCGAGAGUGCGAUCAAAAUUGCCUACUAUCGAGGUCGGCUCUCCAAAUUUGCCAGGAAAGACGGUGCCAUGUUGGCUGUUGGACUCGGCCCUGAAGCAGUUACACCAUUCCUCGUGGACGGAGCAGUGGUCGCUUGUGAGAACAGCAGCGCUAGCGUAACAGUCUCGGGUGAUGAGGCAGCUGUUGACGAGGUUGCGGCUGCGAUUCGCACUCAUCAUCCUGAUAUUCUGGUUCGGCGAUUGCGUGUGCAACAGGCAUAUCACUCACUCCGUUUUGACACAGCAGUGCGCAGUCUUCUACAACACAUGAGCGAAGCAGACGACGGCCACUCACGCAUCAUGCUCGAGAUUGGGCCACACAGUGCUCUCGCCGGCCCAUUGAGACAAAUAUUCCGCGACACAAACAGCAAGCUACUUUAUGCGUCCACCCUUGUGCGCCACCGCAAUGGGAAAGAGAGCCUCCUCGAAGCGGUAGGCCAACUUUGGGUGCGCUCCGUGCAGGUCAACCUCUCUACGCUGUUCCCCGCAGGAGGCAAAGUGCUGACGGAUCUACCUCCUUAUCCUUGGUACCAUGAACAGCCUUUCUGGGAAGAGAACAGAAUAGCGCAGCAAUGGCGUUUCCGAAAGGAGUUGCCACAUGAGAUCCUUGGUUCACCCAUCCUCGAAUGGAAUGACAUGGAGCCCACGUGGAGGAAUAUUCUGAGCGUGGAAGAUAUUCCUUGGUUGAGCGACCACAAAAUCGGCAAGGACAUCGUCUUUCCUGCUGCAGGAUACAUAGCCAUGGUUGGCGAGGCCCUUCGUCAGAUUGGAGGCGGGCCAGCAUAUUCUUUGCGGCACGUUGUUGUCGGAAAUGCCAUGGUCCUCAGCUCUAGGGUUGAGGUGAUGACUGUGCUGAGAAAAGCACAGCUAACCACUUCCCAAAGAAGCGACUGGUAUGACUUCAGCAUCAGUUCGUACAGCGGGUCAUCGUGGAUUAGGAAUUGCUGGGGUCAAGUGCUUGCCGGACGUUCGACUGGGAUACCGAAGCCCGAACUCUCGUGCCUAAGUGAGGAUAUGCCCACCACGGUGGACUCAAGGCGAUGGUAUCAAACCAUGUCCAAAGUGGGCCUCAACUACACUGGCCCUUUUAGGGCCCUGGAAGACAUCCGCUCUCAUCCUCAGUCACACGCAGCCUAUGGCACGAUUCAUGACCACGUCGAAGUUGGGGAACCACGGUACCAGCUACAUCCAUCCACAAUGGACAACGUCUUUCAGCUGCUCACUGUUGCUUCAGCGCAUGGCCAACCUCGAUUAUUCAAGACCCUCGCUGUACCAACUUUCAUUGAACACAUCUAUGUCAAUGGUCAAGGCAAAGGCAUGGAUGUGAAUGCACGGGUAACGGUCGAGCCAACCAGUGCGGGCGGCAUGCUCGGCAACGGCAUUGGAUAUCUCAAAAGUGCUGGAAGCAGCGUCCCAGCCGUCACAUUUGAGGUUUCAGGACUCAAGGCAUCACCCGUUGAUGUCGGAGGAAUCCUGGAUCCUGACCCUCAUGCCGCAGUACAAUUGGAAUGGCAGCCUCUCUUUGACUACGUUGACGCCGGAAAGCUCAUGCGUACGACGAAGAAAUUCACGGAUGAGAUCACUGAGUUGGAGAAGCUAUUCGUUCUAUCUGCUGUUGACACAAUCGAAAAGUUGGAGGCUGUUCACGAGGCUGCUCACCCUCACCUGUGCAAGUUCCAAAGUUGGCUGCGUGACUUCGUCAGUCAGGUCCGAAACAACGGGAGCCAUAUAUUUGGCAAUGCAGGAGCUCUCACACAGAUUACUGCUGGCGAGCGUGAGAACAAGAUACAAGCCCUCUACAGCAGUCUUCUCAGCACAGAGAUGAGAAAUUACGCAAUCGCAGUCAACAUGAAUCGCCUUUCUGCAGUGGAAGUCUUUCAGGGCACUGCCGAGCCACUUGACAUCCUCAUGAAGGACAACAAUCUUCACAAGAUCUACGACUUCUUGUGUUUCUGGGACUACAAUGACUUUCUUCAACUCCUGGGACAUAACAAGCCCACUCUCAGAGUUCUCGAGAUUGGCGCCGGGACUGGAGGUACAACAGGCACCAUAUUGAGUGGUCUACAGUCCAAGUAUGGCGAGCGUCUGUAUUCCAGGUACACCUAUACCGACAUCUCCCCGGGCUUCUUCUCCGCGGCGCAGCAGCGAUUCCGCGACAAUGAGGGCAUCGAAUAUAAAGUCCUAGAUAUUUCCAAAAAUCCAAUCGAGCAGGGAUUCGAGGCAGGCAGCUACGACCUUAUUCUCGCUGCUAACGUCCUACAUGCCACUCCAAACCUCGGCGAGACGCUAGUUAACGUGCGAAAGCUUCUGAACCCGCAUGGAGGGAGGCUCCUGCUGCAAGAACUAAAUCCCAUUGCGAAGUGCGUCAACUUCAUAUUCGGCAUGCUUCCUGGGUGGUGGCUUGGCGCUGAAGAUGGGCGCCUUGUCGAGCCGUACAUUUCGCCGGACCGCUGGGAUCGCGAAUUACAAGCCGCGGGGUUCAAGGGAGCAGAUGCGGCGGUGUACGAUCACGAAGCACCCUUCCAUAUAAAUGCCACCAUUGUUGCUUCGGCCGACCCAUCAUGGACCGGAGAGAGGCUUUUAACGAUCGGGCAGUUGGCUGCGAAGCCGACCGUUACUUUUAUCAAUUCUGGAGGCGACAUUGAUCCCAUACAGAAGCUCUAUGCACAAGAAUUCGAAGCACGUCAGUUCAGAGUUCAGUGGCGGACUUUCGCGGAUACACCAUCUCCUGAUCAAAGCAUUGUUGUGACGGUUGACCUGAAGACACCUUACCUGGACUCAAUCAGCGAACGGUAUUUCAAAGAGCUCAUUGCCUGGGUUGCGGCUCUACAGCCGGGGCAGCGGGUGCUCUGGCUAACUCGGUGUACGCAAAUGGGGCGUGGCAACGAUCCUCGCUUCGCUACUAUACUUGGUCUGGCGCGCAACAUUCGCUCUGAGAUGUCCGUUGCUUUCACCACAAUCGAGAUCGAUAAGCCGGAGGAUGUCUUGGCUCGUGAGAUUGUGCCCCGAAUUUUCAGUGACUUCCACACCCCACGAGGAGGCACGGUCGCGACAGAGCCGGACCACGAGUUUGUAAUCUCCGACGGCGUACCCCAUAUUGGUCGCUUCCAUUGGAUAUCUGUGAAUGAAGAACUUCGAAAGACUCAAGAAGGGGCCUCAACCAAGAUCAAUGGUGCCGCCAGCGACGCGGACAACAGCACCACGCGGCUACACAUUGGAACGCCAGGACUUCUUCAAACGCUCCACUAUGAGAACAUGCAGCUGCCGCCACUAAAGCCAGACGAAAUCCUCAUCAAAGUCAGAGCCACUGGCCUGAACUUUAAGGACCUGUUGAUUGCUAUGGGGAUCGUCGACACACCGGCACUAGGACCAGAUGCUGCAGCCAUUGGCAUCGAGACGGCGGGCAUAGUCCAGGAUGUCGGUAGCUCCGUGACCAACUUCCGACCCGGCCAACGGGUCAUGGCAGUCUCAAUUCACUGCUUCGCUUCCCACGUCGUGACGAGGCAAGCUACAUGUGUCGCCAUUCCUGACGAGCUAGACUUCGUUAAGGCAGCUACCAUGCCCUGUGUCUAUGCUACAGUCAUCCGCGCUCUCAUAGAUAUUGGGCGAAUGGAGAAAGAGCAGACAGUGUUGAUUCAUUCCGCGUGUGGUGGUGUUGGCAUAGCGGCUAUUCAGCUGUGCAAAAUGGUUGGAGCUAGAGUUUUGGCCACGGUUGGCUCAGUGGAGAAGAGGAAGUAUCUAACAGAGACUUUUGGCAUCCCCGCCACGGACAUCUUCGAUUCCCGCGGCCCGUCUUUCUUUCCAGAUGUAAUGCAAGCCACAAAUGGUCGCGGUGUUGAUCUGUGCCUGAACUCACUUUCCGGUGAGCUGCUACACUACUCAUGGCAGUGCGUAGCUGAGUUUGGCAUGCUCUUGGAGAUUGGCAAGCGUGAUUUGGUAGGGAGGGGGAAAUUGUCUCUGCUCCCGUUCGAAGAUAACCGCAGUUAUGCCGGCAUCGACUUGUCACAUAUUUUCGUGGAGAAGCCCCAUCUCUGGGAGUCUCUACUAACGAGGAUUGUUGACUUCUUUCGCAACGGCCACAUCAAGCCAAUCUCUCCUGUCACCGUGUUUGCUGCCCGGGACUAUCAGGACAUGUUUAGAUUCAUGCAGAAAGGCAGCCAUAUUGGCAAGAUAGUUCUCGAAAUGACUGAAAAUCCCGAAAGCCUUCUCGACCUGACUGUACACACGGCUAGCCGGAUUCACUUCAGGCCUGAAGCAUCCUAUCUCGUGACAGGAGGUCUCGGUGGUUUAGGGAAGUCAACAGCGCGGUGGAUGGUUGACAAAGGCGCCAAGAACUUGAUAUUCUUAUCACGACGAGGGAUGACACCGUCGACUGUGAAAUUUCUCGCCGAACUUGAAGCCUCUGGAUGUUCACCAGUGCUCAUCACAGGCUCGGUCGAGGACGAUGCGGUAGUGAGACUCGCAGUCAAGGAGGCGAAGUUUCCAAUUGCCGGAGUCAUACAUGGCGCCAUGGUUUUGAAAGAUCAUGCCACUAGAAACAUGCCAUACAGCGAUUGGCAGACCGUCAUAGGACCUCGUGUGACUGGCGUCUGGAACUUACACCACGCGCUAGAAAGCGUCCAGUUGGAUUUCUUUAUACUGCUCGGCUCAUUCAGUGGAAUGGUUGGUCAGCCUGGUCAGGCCAAUUACGCGGCCUCGAACACCUUCUUAAACUCUUUUGUCCAGUACCGACACGGUCUCGGGUUGCCCGCAUCAGCGCUCGAAAUGGGACCUAUCUCUGAUGUCGGAUACGUGGCCGAGUCGCCAGCCAUCUUAGAGAGCAUGAAGGCGAUGAGCACGUACGCAAUAAGCGAGCAGGAGUAUCUAGAUGCACUUCAGCUGGCAAUAUUGCGCUCUCCAGCCCUUCCAUUCGAUACGGAUAAAGCCUUCACCAAUCCAUCAGUCAUUGGCGUAGGCCUGCGCUCAACAACCCCUCUAGACGACCUUGGGAAUCGACUGGUCUGGCGCCGUGAUAUUCGUCUUAGCAUUUACAGGAAUCUAGAGGAGGUUGGGAGCUCAGCCAGUGCCGUAUCAGGAUCACGAAAUGAUGCGAUAAAGCACCUUUUGUCGCCUGAACAUGUUUCAGAUCACAUGACCAUUAGCAAGCUUGCCCUAGAAAUCGGACGAACACUAUGUGGCUUCCUCAUGCAGCAGGAAGAGGAUAUUGCCCUCGAUAAGCCACUCAGCGGUCUGGGGGUCGACUCACUCGUCGCAAUCGAAUUGCGGAACUGGUGCCGCCAGCACUUAAGCCUGGAAGUUAGCGUGCUGGAGAUCAUGCAAUCAAACUUAGAGACUCUGGCUCGCCUAGCGGUCGAGAAUUUGUGUAACAAGAUAAACGCCAACUCAGGGGCCAAUGGCGGCGGUGCAAACGGCACGUUGCCGGAGGAGCGUGACAGAUACGACCAAAUUUUGGAAGUGAAGGUUCCAUAG
Diaporthe amygdali is the source of this 7281-nucleotide messenger RNA. Its product is annotated as polyketide synthase. Gene Ontology annotation, biological process: secondary metabolite biosynthetic process; fatty acid biosynthetic process. Bases 1 to 7281 code for a protein of 2426 amino acids. NCBI's taxonomy places the organism in Eukaryota, Fungi, Ascomycota, Sordariomycetes, Diaporthales, Diaporthaceae. Gene Ontology annotation, molecular function: 3-oxoacyl-[acyl-carrier-protein] synthase activity; oxidoreductase activity; phosphopantetheine binding. The transcript has 10 exons. The record is from RefSeq and is a predicted model, not a curated record.